Molecule: messenger RNA, 2303 nt
Organism: Hypoxylon trugodes
Lineage: Eukaryota; Fungi; Ascomycota; Sordariomycetes; Xylariales; Hypoxylaceae
Exons: 1
Coding region: 350-1759 (469 amino acids)
Source: RefSeq, a predicted model, not a curated record
CCCAGCCACAUAUUUCCAUGGCAAUGCCACAAACCCAUAGAAACCACCAGACAACCAGUUUGUUGCCAGUCACAUCAAGUUUCCUUUCCUCCCAUUUCCGUUACAAUCAACAAUAACGAAUCUGUAACGUGGUCAACGACAAUAAUCCAUCCGUCUACCAAUUUCAUCUCAUGCAUUUCAGAUUGCAGCGAGAAAAUUGAAAUUGAUUAGAUACGUUUUUACAUUGACUUGGCUGGGUUUCCAGCAAACUACCAGCCGAGUCUCUUGUUUUUACCUAGUUUCAUUUCAAUUCUAUUUCCAUCCCAGAUAAUCAGAAUCUAGCAUUUGGCAUCCACAUUCGCAAUCCAAGAUGGCGCCUCUGCUGCCGAGUUUAGCAGCACACGCCCGCAAUCUAAUCACCUCAGCUCAUGGUCUCGCGACACGUUCAUCAGGUUCGACCGCGGCCUCCCAAGCAACAUCCGCUCUUUCGCAACUUGGCCCUCUCGCCGCUCGUUCCAUCCUCUUAGCCCGUGACGAUGCUAAAUCCGACGACAAUACCAAUUCCGACGGGACACCAAAGGUCGACCCCAACAAGGGCGUCGUGCACCCGCAAAACAUCAACAACACAUUCGUAUUCGUCCUCUUCGGUUUGAUCGGCGCGGCUUUCGUCUGCACUGGUAUCUGGUUUUUCUUCUGGGCCAAGAACGGCGGUUUCCACUUCCGCCAGAACGACUGGGAUGACUACAAGUCCACGGUUCUACGACGAAAGGGUCCCAACGGCACUAUACUCUCCGGCGCUACACCUACCACACAACUAGGCGGUGGAUCAGUCUAUAAAGAUGUUGUCGAUGAUGGUGCCCCGACUGAGUAUACCGGCGGUUUAACCCAGAUCUCCGGCGACACAGGUAGCACACUCACUGGUAUCACGGCGGGCGCAUCCGACCUCAGCGCACGCGAAAAACGCCGUCAAAAGCGUGAGCGCAAGGAACGUGAACGAGAAAAGAAAAAGGACCGCCGCAACCGCGAAAAAACCAGCAACAGCCGCCGCGUCGGCGAAGACGGAGUCCUAGUCGACGAAGAAGCCGAGGCCGAAGCGAAAGACCAUCUCCGAGCUUACCGCCACGAAAAAGCCGCGCGUGUUGGUGGUAUCAAUAAAGAAAGCGAGGGAAGUACUUGGGACGGAUCUACGGCACCGGAUAACUCGACUAGCGCUGGUAGUGAUCUUUUGAGUAAUCGCCAGAGCACGCCAACUAAUACCCCGACGAAGGAGAAGGAAAGCAGGAGCAGAGGUGGUGGUAUUCGCAAGGUUUACAGCACGGCGGACCGAACGGCUGAUCGUGAGAAUGAACGUCUGCGUGCGGAGGCUAGGCGAUUGCAGAGGGAGGAGAAGAGUCGUUCAGGUGGUAGCAGUGGUGGGGAUGUGAGGAGGAACUUUAGUUUCCAGCGUGCUGCGGCUAGUCAUAGUAACCACCGCCGUGCUGCUGCGAGCGAAGUCUCGGCGUCGGUUAUCGAGGAGGAAACACCUAAUGCCGUUGGCGAAGCUACUAAUAACGGUCGUUACCUACCUGCGCCUGGCGGCUGGGCUCCUAGCGCUGUAAGUGGUAGCGAGGCCCCCACGGAGAGCGAUACAGGCACUAAGUCGUACCACCACGUCAUCCCGGGUAUUUCUCCUAGCACGGUGAGCGGAAGUGGUAGUGGUGGUACUAGUACCGUGGCGAGCAGUGACUACGCCGAGGAGAAGAGGAAGAAGAGAGGUGCUGGGAAGUAUCGACGGGAUUAAAAGAUUUAUGGGGAGUUGGGUCCAAGGAGAGUUUCUUAAGAGGUCAAGGCAUUCGCAACGAAGAUAUGCAUACAUCAUAAUAUGAGGUUCAUGGAAAUGGUGUGUACUACGAGAAAAGAACCAACCUCUUAUCUAUAGGGACUUUUCAUCAUUUUAAUAGGUGUGCCUUUUUAGCUGUGAUUGCUUUUAGUUUCUACGCACAAAUGGAUGGAUAAACGGAUGGAUGUAUCAAUUUUAUGGACGAGACGAAACACGCAUGUAUCUACAACACCAAUGAAGCAAAGCCCACAUCACAUUCUCUACGCGAGACAUUCAAUGGGAUGACACAAACGGCGUUUUCUGCCUUGCUUCGGUUUAGGGCAUUAUGUGGGGGUUUGCUCUACUUUUGAUGGCGUUGUUCGUAAUGCAAUUAGGUAGAUAGAGGAUAACCACGAUCAUCGACAAUAAAGGAUGUCAACGUAAUAUGUGAAACAUAUAGCUUCGUGAUGUGAUCUCUACACCGUAUACUAAAAUUGACAUGGCAAGGUGAUGAGCGUUUAUAUCA